AUGACGGCCCCGUCUGUCCCCAUUAACUACUCUUCAAAGAGACUGAUCGUGUGCUGUGAUGGCACAUGGAUGAACUCGGAGAGCGGUUACGUGAAGCCCUCACUUUGGAAGCGUAAGGGCUCCCUCCAGAUCCCGUCCAACGUGACCCGUAUCUCGAGAUGUUUCCGCCGUAGGUGCAGUGACGGCCGUGUCCAAGUAAUCGAGUACGAGUCGGGCGUCGGCACGGGGAGCAACACGCUCGACACCCUUACGGGGGGUGCUUUUGGCCUCGGUCUCGGCGAGAGAGUUCGCAACAUAUACAGCUUCCUCUGCGCCAACUACUGCGAUGGCGACGAAAUCAUCCUCGUCGGUUUCUCGCGCGGUGCCUACAUUGUCCGUUCCGUCGCCGGCAUGAUCACUGAUCUAGGCCUCCUUACUCGUGAGGGUGUCGAGCACUUUUGGCCCAUCUUCAAGGACAUGGAGAACUGGAACAACCACCACUACCGCGACGAGUUUCCCACAGAGCCAUUCGACAACAAGCCCAAGGGCGACGGUGCUGCAGAUGUCUACCGGUCCAAGUUAGAGAAGCUCGGCAUGACCCGCGUUCGGCAGGAAGAAGGUAAUGGAGAGCUCAUCAAGGUCAAGGCCGUUGCCGUGUGGGAUACCGUUGGUAGCCUAGGCAUCCCCCAAAUUUCCUGGCUCAACAAGCUUGGCAUCUACGCAUCGAACCGAGAGUUCAGAUUUUGGGACACAAGCCUUUCGGACAAAAUUGAGCACGCAUUUCAUGCUCUCGCCCUCGACGAGACACGCUACUCUUUUCAGCCAGCAGUAUGGGAGCGCCUAGAGGCCAAUCGGCUCUCGACUGAUCUCCGUCAGGUGUGGUUCCCUGGCAACCAUGGAAACUGCGGUGGAGGCUGGAACGACCAGGGGAUGUCCAAUAUCACGCUUGCUUGGAUGAUGGACCAGCUAGCCUCAAUUGGCGUCGAGUUCAAUCACCGCGUCCUUGAACAUUUCGUGCAACAGUCCGAUUCUUUCUACCAAUCUCAAAAACAAGGUGCUAUGCCGUGGGCUAUGGAACCCAUCUACGGCCAAAACCACCCUCGCCGACCUUGGGGCUUGGGCGCCAUCCAGAAUUCGUCAAGUCGUCUUUACUCCUUGGCCGGCAAGAUUACCCGUUCGCCUGGUCUGUACAAACAGGUUAACGCCGAAACGGAGGCCCCAAGCGCCCAUUUCCUCCAGGAUACCAACGAGCGAAUUCACUCGUCGGUGCGGACUCGCCUGGCCUGCAAAGGCCUUGGACUCAACGACGUUGGCGUAUGGGACAACCCUGCCAUGAAAUACUGGAGGCUUGUCCGUACAAAGGCCGAAUACAAAGAUCCGGUGCCCAACCACCCGGCUUGGGAGCCAGAGAAGGACGGAGAGGCAUGUAUGAAGCAUCCUUCUGAGUGCGAGGACGGCCGCUGGGUCUGGGAGUACUGUGGGCCGAAGAAGAACGCCCCCACCAGCCCUUUGGCAAGAGUUAUGGUUGAGGAACCUCUAGGACCGUUCGAGCGUUACUUGUUGAAGUUGACUGGCGGUACCCCCAGUGUAUACCAGCUUGCCCAUGAGAACGCCCAGUAA
Molecule: messenger RNA, 1599 nt
Organism: Colletotrichum graminicola M1.001
Lineage: Eukaryota; Fungi; Ascomycota; Sordariomycetes; Glomerellales; Glomerellaceae
Exons: 6
Coding region: 1-1599 (532 amino acids)
Source: RefSeq, a predicted model, not a curated record